Messenger RNA from Candoia aspera, 2086 nucleotides. RefSeq names its product BTB domain containing 17 (gene BTBD17). The record is from RefSeq and is a predicted model, not a curated record. The annotation marks the transcript as partial. Gene Ontology annotation, molecular function: protein binding. NCBI's taxonomy places the organism in Eukaryota, Metazoa, Chordata, Lepidosauria, Squamata, Candoiidae. The transcript has 2 exons.
AAUCUCACUGCCCAUUCAUGCCUUUUUGUCACAUCCACUGCAGUCCAGAAGGCAGAUACCAGUGGGGAUCCCACGGUGGCUACCAUCAACCAUUCACACUUGUUGCUGAGCCGGCUUCAAGAGCUUCUACUCAACGGGAACACCAGUGACACCACCCUGAGGGUCCACACAGCUGGCUCUGAUGAAAUCAAAGUCUUUCACACCCACCAGCUGAUGCUCAGCUUACAAAGCGAGAUCUUUGAGACUCUGUUGCAGAACCAGACAGUGCUUAACCUGCAUGAGCCACAUGACAAUGUGGCCCUUUUUGAAAAGUUCAUCAGGUAUCUAUAUUGUGGUGAGAUCUCCAUAUUCCUCCACGAAGCCAUCCCACUUCAUCGUCUAGCCAGUAAAUAUCACGUGUCCGGUUUACAGCGAGGGAUAGCUGAAUAUAUGAGAGGCCACUUGGCUAGUGAAUCAAACCAAGGCCAUGUGGUGGGAUGGUACCACUAUGCAGUGGGGAUUGGUGAUGAGGCUCUGCAGGAGAGCUGCCUCCAGUUUCUGGCCUGGAACCUCUCUGCUGUAAUGAGUAGUGCUGAGUGGGCCUCUGUAAGCCUAGAUUUGCUGUUACUAUUGCUUGAAAGAUCUGACCUGGUCCUACAGAGUGAGUUGGAGCUGUACACAGCUGUGGAGAAGUGGAUUGCCACAUACCAGCCUGAGGAACCUGUAGUAGAGAAGAUUCUGAGAUCCCUGCGUUAUCCUAUGAUUUCCCCUAGCCAUCUUUUCCACCUGCAAAAACAGUCUCCAGUGAUGGUGAAACACUACAGCACUGUGCAGGAUUUGCUCUUCCAAGCCUUCCAGUUCCAUUCAGCUUCCCCAAUCCACUUUGCCAAAUACUUUGAUGUCAACUGCAGUAUGUUCCUGCCCCGAAACUACCUCUCCAUGUCUUGGGGGUCACAAUGGGUCAUUAAUAACCCUGCUAGAGAUGACCGUAGUACUAGUUUCCAGACCCAGCUGGGACCCAGCAACCAUGAUUCUGCCAAGAGAGUUACAUGGAAUGUCCUCUUCUCUCCUCGCUGGCUCCCAGUGAGCUUGCGCCCUGUCUAUUCUGACUCUCUCUCUGGGGCCAUCCAGCCCAUCAGAAUUGAGGAUGGACGCCCCCGUCUGGUUAUCACUCCAGCCACAACCAGCUCAGAUUUUGCAGGUGUUAGUUUCCAGAAGACUAUUCUAGUGGGUGUCAGGCAGCAGGGCAAAGUCUUUGUCAAACACACCUACAACUUCCACCAGAGCACAGAUGAAGUGGCUGAUUUCCUGAUAUAUGCUGACUUGCAGAAACGCACCUCUGAAUACCUGAUUGACAACUCUUUGCAUCUGCAUAUCAUUGUCAAGCCUGUCUACCACUCGCUCAUCAAGAUCAAAAAGUAGAAGGGGGAUAGGGGGAGGAGAGACAGCAGGACACAUCAUGGGGAGAGAACCACUGGUUUGAAUUGAAGGGAUGCAAUGACUCUACCACUCAGUAUUUGAGUAUCUGAUGCAGGCUCUGCAUCUUUAAGUCAGAUUGGCCCUAUUGGAGAGGUUCUGAGAAUUCAUUGUGUAAAAAACCCUCCUUUGAAUCUGGGCACUUUGUUUUCUAGAGGCAAUUAAUCAGGGAGUGGAGAAUUCUCUCAUCUGUCUUUCUACUGCUAAAGUUUUAUCUCCCUUCAAUUUUAUUUUAAGAGACUCAGGUAGAGCUGGAGAAUCUCACGGUGCUUUGGAAUAGGUGAUUAUCAAAGAUGCCCCAUAGCAAGACUUUGUCUUCCUCACUUAAUGAGAAGCUUCCUUAUGCUGUGUUUUCCCCAUGAGGUUUUGUUCCCUUGAGAUAAUUGCAAACUGGUACCCUGAAUGAAAAAUCCCCUUGGAGUAAGAUUGAAACUGGUGUCUGGUUGUUCUUAUGUCUACAUCCAGAUCUCCCUUGCUUCCUCUAGUACUUUAGACACCAACUGCAGGGAAUUUCCAGGGAGUUAAUUUGUUAUGUGUGAAUUAGGAUGUAGGUCUCUUAAUCAGUUGAACAUGGUUCUGCAAUAUGAAUUUCUGCUAGUUUUGUGUUAAAACUGUUACUGUUAUCUGGCCU